Molecule: messenger RNA, 2181 nt
Organism: Daucus carota subsp. sativus
Lineage: Eukaryota; Viridiplantae; Streptophyta; Magnoliopsida; Apiales; Apiaceae
Exons: 8
Coding region: 294-1703 (469 amino acids)
Molecular function (GO): phosphoprotein phosphatase activity
Source: RefSeq, a predicted model, not a curated record
AUCAUGCAUGGUUCUCAUCGAUUCACUUGCUUGAAGCGCCCGUCUUUGUUUCAGUGCUUUGCACAUUGUCUUUUGAAGACCUUAUUGCCUAUUGCCGCCUUCCGCCUUCUAAACCAAUUUUCCACAUUCUCUAUUGCAUUUUGCUUUCUAAUCUUCAUAUAUGGAUAUUCGGUACUUUAUUAAUGUUGCAAGUGAAACAAAUUAAACAAUGAGCAAACAGUAUAUAAAGUGGCUGCUACUUACCCAUAUUAAAAUCGCGUACAAUCAAUGAAUGAUCAAGGAUGCUGUAGGAUAUGUUGGUCCACCAUCGUAUUAAUAUCUGGAGUUCUUCGACAACUGAACGUAAAACAGUAUCCAGGGGUUCUUCACAGGGCAAAAUAGAAUUAACUGCGAAUGCUUUUGUUUUCAAAAAUCUCAAAAUGGAAGUAGAUACAGAAAAAGAUCUUGUCAAAGGGAGUGCAGAGCAAACAGGUAACGAACUGACAAGAGGACUGAUGAAGCAUAAGUUCAAUGAAAGAUAUUGCACUCGAAGCAAUAAUGAAACUGAGUCCAGUCAUUGGCUAGCAGACGACUACUAUAGAAAGGGAAAGAAUGAUGAAUCAAGUACAAAUCAGACUCAAGUUAAAGAAUCUAAAUCUUCAAGAAAAUGUUCCAAGCUUUGUUAUGACGAGACUGUACUGGUGGAGAGGGACUCUGAUGCCAUGUUGAAGUCAUUUUCUCAUGAAUUUCAACAUGAUCAUGGUGCGGUUCGUUGUGAUCCUCACUUGCGAUCUGAGGGUAUAGGAAAUUGUGUUACUCUUUUAUGUGACAACGCAUUUCGUUGCACUGCUACUUGCUCCAAAAAAAGCCCAGCUACAAACAUGGUUCAUAAAAAACAUCCACCGUUGAGCAGAGUGGUGGCAAAACAUUUUUCUUCAACACAGAUUGACAGAGCGGACAGAUUUCUUGUUUCACGUCCUCCCCCAAAAAUAGUCUCAAGAACAUCUUCAAGGAGAAAGCUGCUCAUUCUUGAUGUAAAUGGGGUUCUUGCAGAUGUAGUUUCUCCUCCACCAAAGGACUGCAGAGGGGACAUAAAUAUCUUAAGACGAGCCAUUUUCAAGCGACCGUUCUAUCAAGAAUUUUUAAGGUUUUGCUUCGACAAUUUCGAUGUGGGGAUUUGGUCUUCAAGAUCCAAGAAGGUAGUUGAUCGGGUGAUCGAUUAUUUGUUGGGAGAUAUGAAGCACAACUUGGUGUUCUCUUGGGAUUUGUCCAAGUGUACUAAAACAGGGCUCUAUACUCUAGAAAACAAGCACAAACCCUUAGUUUGCAAGGAUCUGAGGAAGAUUUGGGAAGGUUAUGAUGAUGAUCUACCUUGGGAAAAGGGUGUUUACAAUGAAUCAAACACAUUGCUGCUAGAUGACUCUCCACAUAAGGCUUUGCUUAAUCCUAUGCACACUGCUGUAUUCCCUUAUUCCUUUACUUACAAGGACAAGCAUGAUACUUCUUUAGGCCCAGGUGGUGAUCUUCGUGUUUAUGUGGAAAAGUUGGCUACUACUGGUAACAUGAGGAAAUACGUAGAGAAACAUCCGUUUGGACAAAGUCACAUAGAUGAGACAAACUCGUACUGGGAUUUUUACUCUAAAGUUCUCUACAUGCAGUCUAAUGUAUCAACCACUUCAUACCUUGGAACUAGAAUGGGCAACAGUGUUCCGCUCAUACGUUAGUGGAGCACACCUGACAGAUGUUAUAAGGUCUUGCUGUCUCUGCUUACACACUAAAAGGUCCUCUACCAUUUGAUUAUAUUGCACUAAAGCCUCUACCUACGCAAUAGAUCUCUGCCGUGAACGAAAGAUAGCCACUUCAAACCACAAGCCUAUGCGCUUAUGGUUUUUGCCUAUGCACUUACUGUUUCUGUUUUGCCCCCCCCCCCCCCCCCCCCUCCUCGAAAUUCCCAAAGAGAAAUGAAAAAAAAAAAAGAAAAGGGUUCAGAUAUAUUUCAUGUGUUAUAUGCUUUUGGCGAUGCUUACGAAGGUGGCCAUCCCAUUUUCAUUAUUGCUGGUAUCAUUAUUUUAGGAUGACAAGUUUGCUGGUUAUAUUAGCAUUGGCUCUCAAUCUGAAUUAUUUAUUGCUACCAAAUUUACAACUCGAAAUAAUAUUACAUCUAGCUUGUAAACAAGUCUGCUGUGGGUUUAGUUCUAGUUU